Messenger RNA from Ctenopharyngodon idella (grass carp), 7610 nucleotides. RefSeq names its product BEN domain containing 5 (gene bend5). Bases 134 to 1363 code for a protein of 409 amino acids. The transcript is spliced from 6 exons. Gene Ontology annotation, molecular function: DNA binding. Gene Ontology annotation, biological process: negative regulation of DNA-templated transcription. Lineage: Eukaryota; Metazoa; Chordata; Actinopteri; Cypriniformes; Xenocyprididae. The record is from RefSeq and is a predicted model, not a curated record.
GACAAAAGCAGUCGAUCGCAGAGGCCUCCCCACUGUCUCCCCCCUCUUUGUGUUUAUAUAUGUUUUUUAAAAUCUUUUUUGAGGGAAACUGUCAAGCCCUAUCCCAAAGAGCAGGGACCAAAGAACAAAAAUAAUGUACGCUUUCGUGCGUUUCUUGGAGGACGACAUGUGCUACGCGUUACCUGUGUCAGACGUGAAAGAUUUCCAGCCUGUGCACAAAAGAGAUUUUGAUGAUCAGAAGGUGUAUGUGGUGCUGAGAGGCGCAGGCCAUCCUGCCAAAGCACACAUCCUCGCCCUGGCAGAAAGCAUUGAGGAAUUUGAGCACAGUAUUAUGCAAAAGAAGAUGAAAAUACCCAAGAUGUCGAACAGGAACACAGUGGAGAAUCACUUUGGCGAGGAGAGAAUGCCCCUUAGACAUAAAAAGGUCCAAUCACAGGAACAGCAGCGGGCCAGUUCCAACUCCUCAAAGAGCCUGGCUGCGGUGGUGGCGCGGCUGGAGAGGAACGCAGUCAACUCAUGCACGGAGGGAGAGGAGCUGGACAGACUCACAACAGAGGAAGAGGAAGAGCAGGACGAGGCUGUGGUGCCUCGUGUUCUAUACGAGGAGCUGGUGCACAGCUACAGGCAGCAGGAAGAAGAAAUGAGACGUCUGCAGCAGGAACUGGAGCGCACACGCAGACAGCUGCUGCAGCAGGCCAAGAAGCUGAAGGAGUACGGCAGUCUGCUGACCGAAGUCAAGGAGCUCCGUGAUUUCAAUCGACGCCUGCAGGACGUUCUGCUCAUGAGGCUUGGCAGCGAGCCAAUGCAUGACAAUGGCACACAGACAAUCAAAGCAGAGGUGGUGGAGCCAAUCAGUGAACCACAGGAGGUGUGUCAAGAGGAAGCCAACACUAGCUCCACCCACUCCCACUCCCCAUCCCCGAGAACCGUCUACACCUUCAAUGAUGGAAAAGUGCACUUGGGUGGAGGGAUUUGGGUGGAGGAGGAGAAGUGGCACCAGCUACAGCGGACACAGGGAGACUCAAAAUUCACCAAAAACCUGGCGGUGAUGAUCUGGGGCACAGAAACCCUGAAGAACCGCAGCGUGACUGGCGUCGCUACGAAGAAGAAGAAAGAUGCCUUGCCCAAACCACCGCUCUCGCCAAGCAAGCUCAAAAUCGUCCGAGAGUGUUUGUACGACCGUGUGUCUCAAGAAACAGCCGACAGCGCAGAGAUCACCCAGCGAUUAUCCAAAGUGAACAAAUACAUCUGCGAAAAGAUCAUGGAUAUCAACAAAUCCAUCAAGAACGAGGAACGGCGAGAGUCCAAGCUUCUAAUCCAACAGACAGUGAAGAUGGAGAACUUCCCUUACGACGGCCUGUAGGGGGCGCUGAAGUUGUCACCAUAGCUCAUUCUACUCCUCAAGGACUUCUGGUGGAGAAGGUGCACGUAAUCACCGGCGCUGCCAAUUGAGAUUUCCACUGAUGCCCUCCCAAGACCUCUCUGUCUUUUACUCUUGUAGACCCUGUUUUACAACCUGCCUGACAGUUUUACCUCUCUCCACACUGCCUUAGCAUGCUGGUGUGCAUUCUGUGAGUGAAUGGGUGGGGUUUUUGUAAGCUUGGAUGGGGGAUCUCGGGGUGGGUCUAAUAUUACGCGUGAUAGACAGGAGCGAUCCUUUAAAUCGUGUGCGAAAAAAAUGUGUUUGGCACAUCAGCUUGUGUUCUGUGUCAGAACAUGUCCUAAUGUACUAAAGAGGUUUCCCUUCAGAAGAAGUCUUGUUUCAGGAGGAUGUUUGCGAGGUGUCAUAAAUUCUGGCUUUGAGUCGGAGUCUUAAGGGGAGGAAGGUCACUUCACAGGGACCAUCUGCUAAAGGUACUUAACAUAAAGAGUUGCACUUUUAAACAGGGUCACACCCUGCGUCGUCUUAAUGAACAAUUGAUUUAAUUAAUCAAUCUAGGCCUAAUUGCUCCCGUUAAUUGCUUUCCUGAGAUGACUACUGAUGGUCCGUUCUUGUUCUUGAUGGUUGUUAGGGGUGGAGAGGUCGCAUGUAGUCAGUGAUGCUAAACAGUUGUCCUGGAAGACGGAUUAGCAACGUUUCUUUGGAAAACAGUCGCCUCCAGGUGAAUAAAUACUUUUUAAAAGUUAAAUUUAGACUUAUUUUAUUUUCGCUUUAGGCGAUAUGCUGCCUUCAUGUCCUGUUGGGAAAUUCCUGCGUGUUCGGAAGUCAUAAUUACAUUGACAUGUUUUUGAGUGAUUUACACUACUGUUUAAAAGUUUGGGGUCGGUAAGGUUUUUUUUUUUUAUGUUUUUGAAAGAAGUUUAUUAUGCUUACCAAGGUUGCAUUGAUUUCACCAAAAAUACAUGUGAAAUUUAUUACAGUUUACAAUAACUGUUUUCUAUUUAAGUUGUAAUUUAUUCCUGUGAUGGCAAAGCUUUCAGAGUUUUCAGCAUCAUUACUCCAGUCUUCAGUGUCACAUGAUUCUACAGAAAUAAUUCUAAUAUGCUGGUUUGGUGCUUGAGAAACAUUUCCUAUUCAACGUUAAAAACAGUUGUGCUGCUUGAUAUUUUUGUCGAAACAGUAAAUACUUUUUUUUCAGGAUUAUUUGAUGAAUAGAAAGUUCAAAAGAACAGCGUGUAUUUGAAAUAUUGUAAAUAUCUUUACUGUCACUUUUGAUUCAUUAAUGCAACCUGGCUGAAUAUAAGAAUUAAUUUCUUAAAAAAGAAAUCUGUCCUCAAACUUUUUAACAGCAGUGUAUGUUUUAACAAAAUGGAUGCGUUGUGUAAAAUGUGGGCCAAAUACAAUUGUUCUGAUUCGACUCUGAAGAGAGUAUUUUAAUGUCAGUGUUUAGGUAUAGUUGAAUUCUUAUUCUUUGAGGUCACUUGUGUACAAUUGCACCAGAGUUCACAACAAUACAGUAAAAAAAAUGGCGUAAAGUAUAAAAUAAGAUUCUUGUAAACAACAAAAGCACAUCCAAUUUGAUUUCAGUGAACUUGAUGGACUAGCCAUGGGACAAGAGUUAUUGUGUUAUCGGGUCUACAGAGAUGGAGACCACCUAAGACCUUUUACCAGCCGUAAAUUGCACUUGGGACGGAGGGUAAGUGGAAAUCAGAGCUGGGCUGCAGGGCCUUUUUCCAGCUGGCAAUCAUUGGGAACUGUGUUCUCCGUUUUAUAGCAAGCUGUGAUUGUAAUAUGAGCUGAUAUUGCUUUAACUUCACUUUGGUGUGUGAGUGUGGAGAGAUGCCAGGUGUCGUGUGCGGACGUGGGGUAAAACUGUCAGCGGUACUCGGGGGUUACACAUUAGCCUCAUCCCUCUGGUCACACCAACAGCAGGGUCUCUGCUCCAGCCCACCUGUAGAGGGCGCACUUAUCGGGGAGGGGAAAUAAGAUAUUGUGACAACUUACAACGAGCCAUGCCAUCCACACUUUAGUCCUUUGUCUCCCCUUGUCGUCUUUAUUUUCAUCACAAACAGAUUGUGUGGCUUGUCGGCGUAACAAAAGAAAGAAAAAAAGACCCUUUUGCAGAUUUGGGUUCUUGACUGUGAUGCCAUAUCGCUUACUGUGAAUUAACCACAGAUCUGCCACGCAAAAGCCUCCCUGUUUUUUUGUUUUUUGUUUUUUAAUCAAGUACAUUUAUUAGUGGGGAGAAAAUUUCAGUGUACAUUUGGAAUAUAUUCUCAUGUUUUUGAACAUUUCAUCGUUUGCAUCCAGGCUGCACCUUAUCUCACUAAGCUUCUGGUUCAAAAUCGAGUCAGACAAUGUUGUAAUUCUGUCUUUAUCUUUGCUGGUUCAUAUGUAGUUUAUAAUCAUUUCUACUUUUACAGUGUAUAUGUGAUGUUUCGCUAUUAAUGUAGAUCCUGGGUACUCACAUUUCUCAAAGAAUGCAGGGCUCUUCACGAAUACAUCAUCUCUAAUGACAGAAACCCAUAUCUUAAAUUGAUACUAUCAUGGAUUUUUUACCGCAGGUAUCUCAGUGCUUCAAGAACUUCAAUUUAUGAAUUUCACCUCACUGUGAGUCAUUUGUUACAGACUAUCAUUUCAUUUGGAGUCAUUUCCGUCGAGAGGCAGUCGUCGCCCGCCUUUCCGUUCCGAGGAAGUCGUUGUCCAUCUUCAACAACGUAGCACUUUAAUCCUAAAGGAGAAAAAAAAAAGUAUAAAAAUCCAUCAGUGUUGGCUUCUCUUGUGAUUUACCCAAGCCAAUUUUAAAAAGUCAACAUAAACAUUUAACAAUGCUUGUGAAAAGAGAUUCACAAGAAAACAUAAAUCAGCUAUCAGUUUUCUGCCACUCAAUAGCGGUUUAGCAGUCAUUUGUUUCUCAUUCUCUCGAGCCUGUGAAAGCGAUUCCUUUUUUUUUUUUUUUCUUUCUUACAGCAACGUACCUCCAAUAUGUCAAGGUAAUUAUGCGAGAGGACAGAUUGUAAUAAGGUUCUUUUGUUCCACUGAAUGUCUUUCUCUUCUUCUUUUUUUUUUUUUGUAGAUAUCUCCUGUAUUAUGUGAUAUGUAUUGCCACACUUAUUGAAUAUUUGAUGUUCCAUAAUGAGCGUACGUACUGUGUGGGUAUACUGGAAAAUGACAGCUUUAGGUGCGCCGAGGUUGAAUGAAAGACAAACUUUAUCAUCUGUCCGUGUGGUCAUACUUUUUAUGUGGAGAUUUGCUAGUGGGAUCGUUGCCUUGAAAAAGACUACAGCGUAUUGCUCUUUUGCUUUGUUUUUGUCUCGCAGCUGCGCCAAGACUGAAUUCGGGCGUUCAGAUCCGAGGAAAAUUAAAAAUUAAAAGUUUCUUCAGUUGCGAGAUCAAACCAGUGAAUCCCAUCAGGGAAAAUCUGACUUUAAAUACAAUCAUGUACAGUAUUUAUAGGCUAAAAGGCUACAAAAGCGAAGCAGUAGCCUCACGGAGGCUGUGCGUUUCUCUUCUGGGAGACUGUAGUGAGGCUGGUGCCUAUGCUUUUCAUUGGCUGUGUAAUAGCGGUGCUUAGCUUUGAGCUGGUCUGUGCCUCUGGAAAAUGGCGAGUCCGGUGCAAAGCGCAUGAGGGAUCAACAUAUCAUCUGAGUUGUUCUUGGCAUAUUGUUCAGGAGACAUUUUGUCAUGGCGAAUGAGUUUCAUCCAAUCUGAAUGUGUGUUGGAGGUUUGUGGUGUUCUGUUGAAAAUAAGCCAAAGUGGAAUCUCAGCAACGGACAGUUUGUGAUCAGUCUUGCACAAAAAAACGGCCCCUGCUCAGUUUUUCCACAGUUAUUUAAGCUAAACAAACAAGAAAGAAAAAGGCGGAGUAUAUUUUUACUGAAAAAAGACAAGGUGUUGCUGUGCUGUCGACGUCUUCAUUGUCUGAUUUAUGUUGUUUUCUGUUCUGUAUCAAGAGCAUUAAGCUUUAGAUGGAUGUGGCUAUAUUGUUCAGAUUGAAACGUGUUUAAUCGUUUGUUUCUUUGUUCCUUUAUGAUGCCAAAAAAAAAAGAAUGAGGACAUUCUUGGGGGAGAAAAAAUAGUUAAUUGCUUCGGCCUGCUUCACUAACCUACAUGCUGAGAUUGUCAAUCAAAUGCUGAGGACCCGCCCACAUGCCACAGCAAUUCCGAAAACUGCCCAGUAAUCCGCUAUAGCAAGAACAGCAACUUCCUGUUUUUCAUGAUCACAAUUACAAUUAAGGUCCCUACUCAGAGUCAUUCUUUACCAAACAAUAUUCUCAGCUCUACUAGUGAAAUAAAUGUAUUUUUGAUAAAACUCAAGUUCAGGUUAUUCUUAGUCUGAAAACAAGCAUGUAGAGUCACAGUCCUACCUCAUUGCUGCUCAUCGUCUGUGUUCCUAGGACAGUCCCGCUAUCCUCGUACCUCAUUCAGAGAUAUAAAUCAGUCUAUAUGGAUAAGAUUCAUUUUAGAUGUCAUAUUUUACUCCCUUAACAACUGUGUUAAUGUUUCUGUGGCAGUAGAAACCGUUUGUUUUUACGUUUCCUUGCAGUAAUUACAUUUUUAUCCCGUUGAUGGUGCUACAGCAGGCAUGGGUUGUCUACUCUGUGUUACUUACCUCAGAUGGUGCUAAUUUUUCUACUUUUCUGGAGGUCGUUCCGCUUUGCAUGGAUACAACCGGUUAAUGUUAAUUUUAUAGCAGCAGGAAUUUUGGGAUAAAAAUAAAGCAUCAGAUAAAACCUUAGGAAUUGCAUUCAGCACGUCGUAAAAAUUUUGUUUUUAAUAUUUCAAAUAAGACAUACCUCUCUAACAAAUUACCUCACUUUCAAUUUAAUAGAAUAUAAAUACCGUGCUCGCAGGAUUUAUCCAUGGCCAUAUAUCCUUGUCUUUAUCAUACAAUAUAAACCUAAUGCUGGAGUAAGAAACCUGAUAUAAUCCCAACCAUCUACCUAAAUCAUACUGGGCAGUUGACUCUCACAGCAAUGCGGUCCUCAGCAGUUAAUGUGAAAGUCAAUCCCACUGUAGAAUUACAGUGCAACUAACAUGAUAGUCUUACAUUUGAUGGUGGUGGUGGUGAUGAUAUUGUGCAGUAUGUUAACUUUCGAGGGUUUUCUUAACUUACCAAAGUGGUUCCCUCCCAAAGAAACUCUUUGUUGUUGUCGUUAAGAACUGUUUGAAAACAAAGUGUCCAAUUUGCGUUUUAGUUCAGCAAAAAAACAUCUUAGAAAUACGGGUGUGUUGAGCGAAUGGCGCUCAGCAGAACGUGAAUUAGUCCGUCCACAAAAAUCCAAUCAGUCGCGUGUUUCUGUGAAAUUUUAUAUUAAUACGGACAGUUAAGUCAUUUAGAGCAUGUACCGUGAGAGCUGAAGGCAGAUUGUGAUUUUUGUUAGCGAACACUUUCCAGUCAAGACGUUUUUGAUGAUUCUGUGUCAUGUGAAGCGAAAAUGCCAUAGGCUUCAUUAACUGACCUCAAGACCAGACAAUGAGUUCAGAAAUUGAUAGUAUUGCAUUUAAAUCUGAAACAUUUUCAUUUCACAUUUUGUGUCUUUAUCAUGUCUUUGUCAUCUCUUCAUUCUUGCUGCUGAAUAAAUAUCUAGAAACCUAUAUAUAUAUAUAUAUACAUAUAUGUGUGUGUAUAUAUAUAAAAUAUAUAUAUGUAUUAAUCAAAUAUUUUCUGGAAAGUCUUUGAUGGAGAAUGUUGGAUGAAAUAACUGUGAACAUGCUCUCUUUCAGGUCUGCGUUUGUGGGUGGUUGUGGGUAUUUUCUUUUGAUAUGGUCACGUACUGGUUAGUAUUGGUUUUACCAUGGAGUCAAUGAGUGCUGCUGUCAGCUGAAUCUUCCUGCUCACAACAGUCCCUGUUCCCCAUAUGUUAGGUCUGCUUUACUUGCACACAGAUCAAGCCUAAACCUGGACUAAAAAGACUCUCAAUGGAGAAUUUUUAUUCAUACUGUGUUUUUAGGCUGAACCCGGCUUAAUUUCAGCUAAACUCAGCCUCACUGCACCUUGUGUCUGACUCCACGGGGACUCAAACAGAGAACAAGGAUAAAAAAGGCAAUGGAAAGCGAAAUCAAAUGUUCCAUGUGAACCAGUCGCACUCCUUACCUGUGCACAGCUGGUUUCGCCGGUUAACAUCAGUCGCGUGUGUGCGUGUGCGUUUAUGCGCGUGUGUGCUGCAGUCUCUUGUUCAAUGUACAGAUCAACAGAAUAAAUUCAGACUUUUAUUCUACAAACAAA